AUGAACGAUCUUCUAACGGAAUCAUUUGAGAUCCCACGUGGCCAAGGUCGUGGUGGUGUAGACAUUGAGUUAGGAGCAUAUGGAAUGAACUCAGGAGAACUGGGCUUGAAUCUUUUCUUCAAAAAGAUUCAAGAGCUCGAUAAACAAUAUGCUAAGCUGGAUAUGCUUUUGAGAAGGCUCCAGGAAGCCCAUGACGAGUCAAGAUCUGUGACCAAGGCUCCUGCCAUGAAGGCUAUUAAAGAGAGAAUGGAGAAAGAUGUUGAUGAAGUUAAAAAAACUGGAUAUUACAUAAAGACAAAAAUUGAAGAACUGGACAAAGAGAAUUUGGCAAAUAGGCAGAAACCUGGAUGUGGAAAAGGAUCAGGUGUUGACCGAUCACGAACAGCAACAACUAUUAACUUGAAAAAGAAACUGAAGGACAAGAUGGCUGAAUUUCAGACCCUUAGAGAAGCCAUUCAUCAAGAAUACCGUGAAGUUGUUGAGAGACGUGUGUUUACAGUAACGGGCACAAGAGCUGAUGAGGAGACAAUUGACAGAUUAAUUGAGACUGGAGACAGUGAGCAAAUCUUCCAGAAGGCAAUUCAGGAACAAGGAAGAGGGCAGAUAAUGGACACACUAGCAGAAAUUCAUGAGCGGCAUGAAGCAGCUAGAGACGUUGAGAAGAAGCUUGUUGAAUUACAACAGAUUUUUAUGGAUAUGGCAGUAUUAGUCGAUGCACAAGGUGACAUGCUUAACAACAUAGAAACACAGGUUUUAAAUGCAGUAGAUCACGUGCAACAGGGCAAUACAGCCCUCCAUAAGGCAAAGAAAAUUCAAAGGAAAUCUAGAAAAUGGAUGUGCAUUGCACUCAUAAUAUUUCUUGUCAUUCUUAUAAUCCUCCUUACCAGUGUCAUCAAACCAUGGCUUGCCAAAAAGCAGGGUGUUUAA
This is a messenger RNA of Arachis stenosperma, 927 nucleotides long. RefSeq names its product syntaxin-132-like. The transcript is spliced from 13 exons. Gene Ontology annotation, cellular component: endomembrane system; SNARE complex; plasma membrane. The coding region runs from base 1 to 927 and encodes 308 amino acids. NCBI's taxonomy places the organism in Eukaryota, Viridiplantae, Streptophyta, Magnoliopsida, Fabales, Fabaceae. The record is from RefSeq and is a predicted model, not a curated record. Gene Ontology annotation, molecular function: SNAP receptor activity; SNARE binding. Gene Ontology annotation, biological process: intracellular protein transport; vesicle fusion; exocytosis.